AUGAGGGGAUGCUGCGUCGUUAUUAGCGGGAUGAUGAAUUGGGAUAUUAUUCCGUCAGAUGAAAAUUACAAGGGAUUCGGACGGGGGCUAACGGUGGGCCCAACGCCGACAGAUUCUCGCCCAACAUUUAAAAUGGCCGUGUAUACUACAUCAGAUUACGAGCGCUCUAGAUACAGCGGAAACGGCGCGUCUCUCCCUGAUGAUUAUCUGUUUAGUUACAGCUCGCGGCCUUCUAAAUUGCUUCCAAUUUGUUCAACAAACGGCACUUUAUCUUCCUCUGGGUAUUUCUCAUCCCUUUACCUUUUCAAAGAUAAUGUUUACUCUACAUCACUGAAUAAGGAUUUUCAGGUCGUGUAUAAAUCUUUUCAAGAUUUAUGGAAACUGGGCAAACAAAUCCAAUUAUUUCGUUAUUCAUAAUUUAUUUAUAUAUUCACAUUUAA
Nezara viridula (southern green stink bug) is the source of this 440-nucleotide messenger RNA. Lineage: Eukaryota; Metazoa; Arthropoda; Insecta; Hemiptera; Pentatomidae. The record is from the annotation of a GenBank genome assembly.